AUGGCAGAAGGCCAACCACACCUACGCAUUCAGAUGUCGGACCUGAAUACAAAUGGCCUCCCCAGCAGAAAGCAGUCCUCUCCAGAUUUAGGCAGCAGGGGAGGCAGCGUACUAACUUUCCACAACAUCUGCUACGACGUGAAGGUGAAGACCGGGUUCUUCUGUUGUCAAAAAACAGUCGAGAAAGAAGUUUUGAGAGAUGUCAGUGGCAUCAUGAGACCAGGGCUGAACGCAAUUUUGGGACCCACUGGCAGUGGUAAAUCUUCUCUACUCGACAUUUUGGCUGCAAGGAAGGAUCCCCAUGGGCUUUCCGGUGACAUUUUGAUCAAUGGAGCUCCUCAGCCUGCCAACUUUAAAUGUACCUCUGGAUACGUAGUACAGGAUGACGUGGUAAUGGGAACCCUGACUGUCAGAGAAAAUUUGAAGUUCUCAGCAGCGCUCCGUUUGCCAAAGUCCGUGAAGGAGCAGGAAAAAAAUGAACGAGUGAAUCAGAUCAUCAAGGAACUGGGUUUGAGCCAAGUGGCAGAUUCCAAGGUUGGUACCCAGUUCACUCGUGGGGUAUCUGGAGGAGAGAGGAAAAGGACCAACAUCGGGAUGGAGCUCAUCACAGAUCCUGCCAUCUUAUUUUUAGAUGAGCCAACUACAGGACUCGAUGCCAGUACUGCCAACGCUGUCCUGCUGCUACUGAAAAGGAUGGCAAAACAAGGAAAAACAAUCAUCUUCUCCAUCCACCAGCCCCGGUACUCCAUAUUCCGCCUGUUCGAUAACCUGACGCUGCUGGCGGCGGGGAGGACGCUGUACCACGGGCCGGCUCAGCACGCCAUCGAGUACUUCCAGUCCAUCGGUUAUGAGUGUGAGCCGUACAACAACCCUGCCGACUUCUUCCUGGACAUCAUUAACGGGGACUCCACCGCGGUGGCGAUGAGCAAGAUUGAUGAAACCAAUACAG
Messenger RNA from Antrostomus carolinensis (chuck-will's-widow), 949 nucleotides. RefSeq names its product ATP-binding cassette sub-family G member 2-like. The transcript is spliced from 7 exons. Lineage: Eukaryota; Metazoa; Chordata; Aves; Caprimulgiformes; Caprimulgidae. Gene Ontology annotation, biological process: transmembrane transport. Gene Ontology annotation, molecular function: ATP binding; ABC-type transporter activity; riboflavin transmembrane transporter activity. The record is from RefSeq and is a predicted model, not a curated record. Gene Ontology annotation, cellular component: plasma membrane. The annotation marks the transcript as partial.